AUGGUAUUAAACCAAAAAAAGCGUAAGCGUGCUUCACAAUAUAAUAUAAAAAGUUUUAAAAUACCGGGAAUUGGAGAAUUGCCACCACUGCCAGUCAAAAAAUUUAAAGAGCUUGCGUCUAAUGACUCUGGAAGUAUCAUAGAAUGCAAACGUUCUGAUAAAGAUUUUACAGAAGUGAUAGAAGGAAAUUUUAUUGUACGUUACAAACGCAGUCACGGCCGUGUUGAAGCCGAAACUAAAAAGCCUUUGUUUUUCAAUGUUACUCACACAUUUGGUGAUGAAAGUUUAUCUGAUAUGAACUUGCGAUCACAGGUUAAUAUCUAUAAAAUGAUUCCCUCGAGCCCUAAAUUAGAUUGGUUAGGGAGUCAUAAGAACGAAGAUGUCAUAUUUUACGAGACCGGCGAGGUAUUGGCAGAAGUAUAUGAUAACGGUUUAUUCAAGUGGUUUUACAGAGAUGGAAACGUAGCUUUGGAUUUUAUAGACGUUUGUGAUAAUGAAACGAAUGCAACAAAAGAAUAUGUUGUUUAUGAUACAGUUACAAAAAACAAAAGAAGAUGUGAAGAUAAAGUAAAAACGUUGGCCAGCUUUGAUGAUACAGGACAUGGAGUUGUUUAUGAUCCAUUUGGAUGUACGAGGAUUAAAUAUAAUCAAGAAGAAGGUGUACUUUUUGAUCGCCACAUUGGGUCACCAUGUCAUUGGAAAUGGAAUGCAUUAAACGAACCCCCCAAAAUUCAUGUUGAGCAUAUGUUUGAGUUUUUGAAGCCCUUAGACCCCUACAUUGAGAAUUUGGGAGUCGGGGCAAACAAUAGCAAUACUAAUGGCGAGGAAAAAGGUUCGCUAGAAAUAGAGUUAAAUAAUGUAAUCAGAGAAAAGUCAAUGAAAAUAUUUAUGAAUUAUAAACCAUUUGAAAUACGGUCGAAGAUUUUUAAAUUAAAUGACCACUUUUCUUUAAGAGUGCUUGGUCAAUCUAAAAUUUAUAUUUUGUUUAGAGACGGUAAAAUAUCUCUUAAGCUCAAUGUGGGUAUGAAACUAAUUAGUAACGAAGUAAUAGACAUAAAAGCCGUGAAAAACGAUAUAAUAAAUACGAAGUAUUAA
This is a messenger RNA of Papilio machaon (common yellow swallowtail), 1095 nucleotides long. RefSeq lists its product as uncharacterized. The coding region runs from base 1 to 1095 and encodes 364 amino acids. The record is from RefSeq and is a predicted model, not a curated record. Lineage: Eukaryota; Metazoa; Arthropoda; Insecta; Lepidoptera; Papilionidae. The transcript has 6 exons.